AUGGAAGAUUCAGAAGAUGCCUGUUCUAAGAAGGUUGGCUAUGUUGGCAAUAUAGUUCAAGAAAGACAUUUAAUUAAAUCUAAAGAAUCAGCAUCUCACGUUCAACUUGCUUGCAGUCAACAUUAUUGUGCUUUCCCUUUAAAUGGAAAUGAACUUUGCCUAUGGAAUACUAAUAACCCUUUCAAUCAGCCAUUACACUUGUUACGACAUCAUCAGUCAAUUACUGCUGUGACAUUUGGAAACAAAGUUAAUCCACUUCUUGUCUGCUCUGCAUCUUGUGACUACGUUAUAGUAUGGAAUGUGGUGGAAUGUGGAGAAAGAGUACUAGAAGGGUUAACUCCUCGGGGAGAUGUUGUAGGAACUCUUUUGGGAAUGGUACUUUAUUUGAGAUUUAGCCCAGAUGACCAUCUUAUUGCCGUGUGUGCUGGAAAUAAGAUACUUGUGCUUGAUGUUAAGUUUGACACUGUAUUAACUGAGCUGAAAGGUCAUGUUGGUCCAGUCACUGCAGUUGAAUUUUGCACCUGGCAAAGAAAUAUAAUAAUAUCAGUGUCUGAAGACAGAAGCUUUAAGGUCUGGGAUUACUGUGCUGGAUUAUUAUUAUACAGUUCUGCAGUACUAACAGCCUAUCCUCUCCUAAGUUUGUUCAUCAAUGAAGAAAAAGAACAAUUUAUUACUGGGAGUGCUGAUGGUCAGCUUUGGAUCUUCAGUUUGAUCAGUGAACAUCAUUAUCGUUGUGUGACUCAAUUUGACCUAAGGAAAAAACAAGAGAUUUUCUUCAGUAAAAGAGCCAAAUUAGCACAACAUACCCAAACAGAAAAGAGUCAACUUUCCUACACAAAUGAACUUAAAAAAGAAGAAAGUGUAGAAACGACAUUUCCUAUAUUGACAAUUGAACCCUGUGCUCAGUCAGUGAAUGAAGAGUGUGAAUUCUUCCCUGCUCCCAACACCAGAUGCUUGUGGAUAGGAAGCUCUACUGGUUUAUACGUAAUUAACUUGGACAACUUGGAAUUAGAAUCUGUUUUACAUUUUAAAGAUUUCAGUAACCUCAGCAUUAAAGUUGCUGGAUCAUGUGCAAUAAUGGACAAGGCUGUUAAUCAUAAGGUUUUCUGUUUGCUGACCUCUAUGUUUGGAAAUCAAAUUGCUGUGUUGGAAAUUAAUCUUCUUGCACUCAUGUUAUCACAGCGUCACGAUGUGAAAGAGACUCUUUCAGUUAUUGCCAGUUCCUGUCUCCUGCCAACCUCUCCACUGUGUAUUACAACUUUUAAGAAGAAAAAUACUAAUUUGGCUAGUCAAAAGAAGUCUGCUGUGAAGAGCACCAUAAAAGACCUACCCCUGGUUUUCCACAAUAAAGUUAUAUCAUCUGGUUAUGCAUCUACACCACAACAUGAAACUGUCUUGAGUAAAUUCAGUAAAGGUAGAGAGGUACAGACUCUGAGCAAAAUCAAUUUAUUAACAGUGAUGCAUAUAACUAUUAACAAAGUGGGUCAGACUGGCAACCUCAGUAAAGCCAGUGUCCUCAAUGAGAAAGAAAGAACCCUCUUUAUUGACACACAACAAAGAAGGGGUCUUGGUAGAGGAACUAUGUUUUCACCAAAGACCAACAUAAAGACAAAUAGUGAAAGAUCCUCAGAAUUGAAGAGUCAUCAUAAAUGUAAAAAUUAUCCUUUGGAGAGUCCACUGCCAACCAAACUUAGCAGGCAGCUAUCUGUAGCCCAUAAAUCAACUGCUGUUUGCUGCCUUCAGUAUUCAGGAGAUGGUCUCCAUUUGGCUUGUGGUUUAGCUGACCAUUCAUUGCUAGUUUUCCAUUCCAGUCUUACUAGAGUACCAACUAUUUUUCAAGGUCAUGAUGGAGCAGUGACUUCUGUCGGCUGGAGUCAUGACAGGAAAUGGUUAGUUUCUGCUUCAGAAGACAGAACAUUAAGGAUCUGGUCAGUUGGGACUACAGAGUCUACAGUAUUUCUGGGCAAGGACAUGUUAAGUAAGCCUAUACGAGUCACACAGUUUUAUUAUAUGGAUGCUUUUAUAUUGCUAUCCUCUGGCUCCGAAUUUCACCUACUAAAAUAUCACAUUGACACACACAAAGAUGAGAUCAAAAGAUAUAAACAGAAGAACAAAGCCAAACUUGUCAAGAAGUUCUCUAUGACAUCAGCUGUAGAGAUUACCAGUCUUUCAGCCAUAAAUGAUUUCUAUUCCUAUAUCGUUCUCACAACUGGGAGCAACAGAGCAUUGGAAGUUUUUGAUCUCAAUGUAGAUUGCAGUGCAGCAGUGAUCCCAGAUAUUCAUUCAAGAUCAGCCCAUCAAGUCUGCCAAAAUAAAGGAUCAGCAUUUGCUGCACAACCAUUUGAGAAUUACAAUCUUUUCCUAACCACAGCUAUUGGUGAUGCAAUAAAACUGUGGGAUUUAAGGACAUUGAGGUGCGAACGUCGUUUUGAAGGACAUCUUAACCGCUGCCAUCCCUGUGAAAUUUCCAUAAGCCCUUGUGGGAGAUAUAUAGCCUGUGGAUCAGAGGACAAAUGUGCUUAUAUAUAUGAGAUGGGCUCAAGCACCUUUUCCCACAAAUUGGCAGGACACACAGAAACAGUGAUCAGUGUGGCUUUCAACCCAUCAAGACCCCAGGAUCUUACAGGUUUGAGAACAGAUCUCUUUGGCUGCAUUGAAAGCCACCGAAAACUAAUUUUGAAAAGUAUUGACAAGGCUUAUGAUGAACAUUUUUUGAUUGAAGUUGAAAUAGAGAUGUUGGAUAAAUCCUGUAUUGUUGGAUGA
Molecule: messenger RNA, 2763 nt
Organism: Trichosurus vulpecula (common brushtail)
Lineage: Eukaryota; Metazoa; Chordata; Mammalia; Diprotodontia; Phalangeridae
Gene: WDR27
Product: WD repeat domain 27
Molecular function (GO): protein binding
Source: RefSeq, a predicted model, not a curated record